Molecule: messenger RNA, 2221 nt
Organism: Anopheles aquasalis
Lineage: Eukaryota; Metazoa; Arthropoda; Insecta; Diptera; Culicidae
Gene: Mccc2
Product: methylcrotonyl-CoA carboxylase subunit 2
Biological process (GO): L-leucine catabolic process
Cellular component (GO): mitochondrion; methylcrotonoyl-CoA carboxylase complex
Molecular function (GO): methylcrotonoyl-CoA carboxylase activity
Source: RefSeq, a predicted model, not a curated record
UCCGCCUGCGCUCAUGUUUACAUAAUCGCACCAUUUAACCCGUUCCACACGCUCGACCGACCUUCGCAUCGAGGUGCGACCAAACCCACCUGUUCCCUGGCACCAGCCCACACAGUGCAAGAUGCUGUCCAAAGCGCGAAUUUUAUUUUCCCGUACGAUCGCGCACCAGGGCUCGUUAGCCCGGUAUCUCAGCCCGCAGCUACGAUCGGUGCACGUUUCCGAAGCGAACGUGCUGGCCACGGAAGUGAACCGACAGUCCGAGGAAUUCAAGGAGAACUAUGGACAGAUGAGUGAACUGGUGGACAACCUGAAGCGCAUCACCGGAGAUGUGCUGAACGGUGGAGGCCCUGAAGCGAUCAAACGUCACACCUCGAAAGGAAAGCUGCUGGCACGCGAUCGCAUCGAUCGUCUGAUCGAUCCUGGAUCCCCGUUCUUGGAGCUGUCUACGCUCGCAGCAUACGAAAUGUACGGCAAAGAUGUGGUCAACUCGGCGGGGAUCGUAACGGGAAUCGGGCGCGUACAGGGCGUCGAAUGUGUGAUCGUGGCAAACGAUGCGACCGUGAAGGGUGGCUCGUACUACCCGGUCACGGUGAAGAAGCAUCUUCGGGCCCAGGAGAUCGCACAAGAGAACAAUUUGCCCUGUAUCUAUCUGGUCGAUUCCGGUGGUGCCAAUCUGCCCCGCCAGGCCGACGUCUUUCCGGACAAGAUGCACUUUGGGCGCAUUUUCUACAACCAGGCGAACAUGUCGGCACUAGGCAUUCCGCAGAUUGCGGUCGUGAUGGGGAGCUGUACGGCCGGUGGCGCGUACGUACCUGCCAUGGCCGACGAGAGCAUCAUUGUGAAGCGCCAAGGGACGAUCUUUCUCGCUGGCCCUCCACUGGUACGGGCCGCCACGGGAGAGGUUGUAUCGGCGGAAGAUCUCGGUGGUGCCGAUCUGCACUGUCGCACAUCCGGUGUGACCGAUCACUACGCGGUGGAUGACGAGCAUGCUCUGUACCUGGCACGACAGGUGGUGAAGAAUCUGAAUCGCCCCGGUACAGCGACGUAUGACGAGCUGGCCAGUACUAGCACGAGCACGAUGAUGGCCCACGAGGGGCUCACCUUUGGCAAGGAUCCGGAACCACCUCGCUACCCAGCUAGCGAUCUGUACGGUAUCGUUGGCUCGAACCUGACGAAAAGCUUCGACGUACGGGAAGUGAUCGCUCGCAUCGUUGACGGGAGUCGGUUCACGGAGUUUAAAAAGUUUUACGGUGAAACGAUCGUGUGUGGGUAUGCACGGCUGUACGGCCAGCUGGUCGGCAUAGUCGGUAAUAACGGUGUGCUGUUCUCCGAGAGUGCCCUUAAGGGGGCCCACUUUAUUCAGCUGUGUGCCCAGAAACGCAUUCCACUCCUGUUCCUGCAGAACAUUACCGGGUUCAUGGUGGGUCGGGAUGCGGAAGCCGGUGGUAUUGCCAAGAAUGGGGCCAAGAUGGUGACGGCCGUCGCUUGUGCAAACGUUCCCAAGUUGACGCUCAUCAUCGGUGGCUCGUACGGUGCCGGAAACUAUGGCAUGUGCGGUCGAGCGUACUCACCGCGCUUCCUGUACAUGUGGCCCAACAGUCGCAUCUCGGUAAUGGGCGGGUCACAGGCGGCCGGUGUGCUAGCGCAGAUUACGGAAGAACAGUAUCGGCGUACCGGUCGCGAGUGGACCGAGGAGAUUGGGAAUCGCAUUAAAGCCCCGAUUGUGCAGCAAUUCGAAGCCGAAGGCUCACCGUACUACAGUACUGCUCGACUGUGGGACGACGGUAUCAUCGAUCCGGUCGAUACCCGUCGCGUACUGGGAUUGAGCCUGCAGGCUGCACUCAACCAACCGAUCGGCCAGAGCCGUUUCGGUGUGUUCAGAAUGUAGAGUGCAUGCUCCCACCGAGCAGCAACGGACAAUGCCAGAAUUUUGCAUUUAUCUAGUAAUUAAGCUCGAAAGUCAGAACCGUGCCUUGGAGUUUGACUACUCGCCACGCGGAUUUCAGUAACCAGGGAAACCAGAAACGCAUUUCUUCCGAACACAUUGCAUUAUGAAUGCAUUCCAGCGACAAUAAUGGACCACCACCACGGUAUUGUCAUGGUCGUCAUCGUCGACGGUACUAAGUGCCAGAACCUAAUUCCGAUUGAAUGUAAUUUUGUGAUUGGAGCGGGUAUGCCUUUAUUAUGAAUAUUUUAAAUAUAUACCCAAUUAUUCCUCAAG